AUGGAUCAGUUCCCCACCGGAACCGUGUUGACGCUUCUCAUUGUCGGUUGCGCUCUUCUCCUCCUAUACUACAUCUGCCAGAAAUUUGGAGAGUAUCACAACGAUCCUCUUGCCCGAGAGGUCCACGACUAUGAGAUGGGAAGACGUGAAAGACGCGGUGCUAGCUUUGGUUAUGGUGACGGCGACAGGGAAGGAGGAACCGCUGCUGCCAGAGAUAUUGAAAAUGCUACUGCUGGCGGAGCUGGUCGAGCUCUAGAGGGAGAAGAUACUCGAGAUAUUGGUCUGGCUCGCACCCUACCGCUGGAGGGAUGA
Botrytis deweyae is the source of this 312-nucleotide messenger RNA. RefSeq lists its product as uncharacterized. The record is from RefSeq and is a predicted model, not a curated record. NCBI's taxonomy places the organism in Eukaryota, Fungi, Ascomycota, Leotiomycetes, Helotiales, Sclerotiniaceae. Bases 1 to 312 code for a protein of 103 amino acids. The transcript has 2 exons.